Lactuca sativa (garden lettuce) is the source of this 1510-nucleotide messenger RNA. Its product is annotated as F-box protein At5g07610. NCBI's taxonomy places the organism in Eukaryota, Viridiplantae, Streptophyta, Magnoliopsida, Asterales, Asteraceae. Gene Ontology annotation, molecular function: protein binding. The record is from RefSeq and is a predicted model, not a curated record.
AUGUAUAAUUUAUACCCAAUAGAACUUGUUCAAAAUUUUGGGCUCAGUUGUUUUUGUUAAAAAUGCGGACAAAUUAAAGUCAACAUCAAGAGAGUCUCGGGCAAAGCUUCCAUGGCACUCUUAUUUUCUGUUGCUCAUCGGCUUCCAUGACAAACUUUCACCAUGAAAACACCCCUUAAAUACUCGCUGUCUUCAAGCCUCUCAACUCACUCCAAAAAUGGUGAAUACCAGAGCCAAACACCAGAAAAUUCAUAACACGAGGAAGCUCUGCUUCUCGGAGGUUGCCAUGGCAGAUUCCGAUCAUCUGGCAACCCAAUCCGGAGCUUUCAUCGGUUCAAAUGAUGAUCUUCUAACUGAAAUCCUUCUUCGGCUUCCAGUCACCUCUGUUCUUCAGUUCAGAUCUGUUUCCAAACACUGGCAAUGGCUUUUGAGCCACCCACGUUUCACCCUUAUGUAUAAAAAUGCUUCCAUCUCUCCUGGCCUUUUUGUUUGCAAUUCGUAUAUUCCAUUUGAUGUUGAGAACCAAAGUCCACCUCCUUUUCGAAAUCUCGACUUCUACCCUGAUCUUUGUGGUAUUGGAAUCGUGCAAUCUUGUAACGGACUGCUGCUUUGCUGUAGCAAGAAGGGGCACGAACGUGCUCGUAAAUAUUACGUAUUCAAUCCCAUAACUAAGCAAUUUGCACUCAUUCCAUCGGUUCCUGGAGGUAUGGAAGUUCGUAAAAACAUCCGUUUUAUGGGUCUGGCAUUUCAUCAAACAGGUUGUGUUCACUACAAGGUUGUUUGCAUCCACGUUAUGAAUCCUGAUGCGUUGUUCAAGAUUCAGAUUUACUCGUCUGAGACAGGGAAAUGGAAGACUUCAGAUCAAUCUUUCUCUGCGCCUUAUUAUACACCUUUAAGAUAUGGAGUUUUUUGGAAUCAAGCGAUCCACUGGGCUCCCUCUUUUGUUAAUCCAUCGUACUUUAAGCUCGAUACACAGGAGUUGAAAUCGCUGCCAUUGCCGGAGACGGUGGCAUCUUUCGGAGGUUAUGGAGAUCGAGCAAUGCCCCUUUACUUUGGGGAGUCACGAGGCCAUCUGCAUUUGGUGGACAGGGUCGAUCGCAGUGAGAGUACUUUACAGCUGAACGUGUUCGAGAUGUUGAAGGAUCAUUCUGGAUGGUUUCUCAAGUAUCAAGUGGAGCUUGAUGAGCUGUUGAAUGCUUACCCGAAGAUGAUCAAUAGCUACCAGGAUCCUUCGAGCCUUGAUUAUUACGAAUUCGAAUUGUUUGAUGUGGUGAGAGGUGAAGAAGAAGAUGAUGAAGCAUUCUUUGUGAUCAAAGUUUCAGGGAAGAUUAUAAGGUACAAUGUUGUGGACAAGAGUUUCAAGCAGAUAUUUGAUCUUAAUCAUCUGACCGACCUUUCCUAUGGACGAAUCGGUGACUUGAAAGUUCAUCGCUAUAUUGAGAACUUGGCUUCUUUCUAAAACGAAUUAAUGAAUUAUUACGCUUGAAAAAAAUUUAUAUAUAUAUGUUGC